This is a messenger RNA of Pieris rapae (cabbage white), 1091 nucleotides long. It is a transcript of the gene MED31, whose product is annotated as mediator of RNA polymerase II transcription subunit 31. Gene Ontology annotation, molecular function: transcription coregulator activity. Lineage: Eukaryota; Metazoa; Arthropoda; Insecta; Lepidoptera; Pieridae. Bases 491 to 910 code for a protein of 139 amino acids. Gene Ontology annotation, biological process: regulation of transcription by RNA polymerase II. The record is from RefSeq and is a predicted model, not a curated record. Gene Ontology annotation, cellular component: core mediator complex; mediator complex. The transcript is spliced from 4 exons.
AAACUGUCAAAAAACUUAGCGACCACCUAUAAAUUACAUUACAUUAGACAAAUUUUUAUAAUAUGAGAAAUCGACUAAAUACGACAGUGUAGUCGAAAACCUGUAUCUUGGCCACAAGAUGAAUAGUUUAAACAAAAAAUGUUUAAAUUAGACACACUUGAUGUGCUAGCGUAACUUUAAAAUUUAAAUGAAUAUUACUUUGCUGUGCAUUGUGAUCUGUUGUUUAUGUUAUUUAUUAUUAUCAACUAUCAAGCAUCAUUGUAAAACUUUAAUAAACUGCCAUGUACUCGCUUCGGCAGUACAUAUACUAAUCAACUCCUUGAUAUGUAUUAAAAGAUAAUUAAUAACUUCGUUCAACUGAAUUAAUUUUUUUUAACUUAGAUAUAGUAGAAGUUUACAUUGGUCUUUAAUGAUAUUGAAUUCUGCAAAAAAGGGAAAUGUUACAAUAAAUUUCAAUCAAAAAUAAUUAUAGUACAAUUUUCUAUCAAAAAUGUUAGCAGCAAAAGUUAACACAGAGACAGAAGAGCAAAAUCGAAUAAGAUUUCAGGUGGAACUAGAAUUUGUGCAAUGUCUUGCCAAUCCAAACUAUAUUCAUUUUUUAGCUCAAAGAGGGUAUCUUAAGGAGCAGACCUUUGUAAAUUACAUUAAAUACUUACAAUACUGGCGAGAACCUGAUUAUGCUAGAUAUCUUAAAUAUCCAAUGUGCUUGCACUUUCUAGAACUAUUACAACAUGAAGCAUUCAGGAGAGAAUGUGUUUCGGCUCAGGUGUGUAAAUUUAUGGAUGAUCAAGCUAUACUACUAUGGCAACACUACACAAGAAGAAGAACACGUACAUUGCAACCUCCAGAUGUGCCAGCACCACCAACUGCUCCCAAUUCAAACCAACAUGGCCCUCAAAGACAGCCAUAGUAAUUAUGUUAGCAUGUACAUUUAAAAGUGGUAGAAGAUGUUUUACAGCUUAGAAUAGGGUUAUAAAGGGGAGUAAAAUAUCAGAUGUUUUAUAUUAUUAACUUCUAUUAUAAAAAUAAUAAAUAAAUAUGUAAAUUUAAGAGUAAGUUAAUUUAGCACAAUAAUUGUGAAUGUAGCACUG